This is a messenger RNA of Apodemus sylvaticus (European woodmouse), 2034 nucleotides long. It is a transcript of the gene Ccr4, whose product is annotated as C-C motif chemokine receptor 4. NCBI's taxonomy places the organism in Eukaryota, Metazoa, Chordata, Mammalia, Rodentia, Muridae. The transcript has 2 exons. Gene Ontology annotation, biological process: inflammatory response; immune response; G protein-coupled receptor signaling pathway. The coding region runs from base 152 to 1234 and encodes 360 amino acids. Gene Ontology annotation, cellular component: membrane. The record is from RefSeq and is a predicted model, not a curated record. Gene Ontology annotation, molecular function: C-C chemokine receptor activity.
AGGAAGUCACUUACCCUUCAAAGCACCUGUGCUGCUUCUAGGAUCCUGGCAUUGCCUCACAGACUGUCUUCAGGACCACUUUCAGAAGAGCAAGGCAGCUCAAGUGUUGCUGGCUUCUUCUGCUGGUACCCAGAGCCUGCAGAUCCCAAAGAUGAACGCCACAGAGGUCACAGACACCACGCCGGAUGAAACGGCGUACAAUAGUUACUACUUCGAUGAAAGCAUGCCAAAGCCUUGCACCAAGGAAGGCAUCAAGGCGUUUGGGAAGGUCUUCCUGCCUCCUCUCUACGCCUUGGUCUUUUUGCUGGGUCUGUUUGGAAAUUCUGUUGUGCUUCUGGUACUGUUCAAAUACAAGAGGCUCAAGUCCAUGACUGACGUGUACCUGCUAAACCUGGCCAUCUCGGACCUGUUGUUUGUACUGUCCCUCCCGUUCUGGGGCUACUAUGCUGCUGACCAGUGGGUUUUUGGACUAGGUCUGUGCAAGAUUGUUUCAUGGAUGUACCUGGUGGGCUUCUACAGUGGCAUCUUCUUCAUCAUGCUCAUGAGCAUAGACAGAUACCUGGCCAUCGUGCACGCGGUGUUUUCCUUGAAAGCCAGGACUCUGACCUACGGCGUCAUCACCAGCCUGAUCACGUGGUUAGUGGCUGUGUUGGCCUCCCUUCCAGGCCUCUUGUUCAGCACUUGCUCCACAGACCACAACCACACGUACUGCAAAACCGAGUACUCGGUCAACUCGACAACGUGGAAAGUCCUCAGCUCCCUGGAGAUCAAUGUCCUGGGGCUGGCCAUCCCCCUGGGCGUCAUGCUCUUUUGCUAUUCCAUGAUCAUCAGGACCCUGCAACACUGUAAGAACGAGAAGAAGAACAGAGCAGUUCGGAUGAUCUUCGCCGUGGUGGUCCUCUUCCUUGGUUUCUGGACGCCAUACAAUGUGGUGCUUUUCCUGGAGACCCUGGUGGAGCUUGGAGUCCUUCAGGACUGCACCUUGGAGAAGUACCUAGACUAUGCCGUCCAGGCCACAGAAACCCUGGCCUUCACUCACUGCUGCCUUAACCCCGUCAUCUACUUCUUUCUUGGGGAGAAAUUCCGCAAGUACAUCACCCAGCUCUUCAAAACGUGCUGGGGUCCUCUUGUGCUCUGCCAACACUGUGACUUCCUUCAGAUCUACUCUGCGGACACCUCCAGCUCCUCUUACACGCAGUCCACUGUGGAUCAUGACUUCCGUGACGCUUUGUAACAUGUGAACGGGGGUGACGUGGCAUUAACAAGCUCCACACACCCAGCACCUGCUUGCCUUGUUUCAGUCCGGGUGCCCUGAACAGGUCUCUGAGGAAGAAAACAAGGAAAAACCAAGAUCGUGGCAAGAUGGCGUCUCUCCCUGCAGGUGGCUCCCAAGGAUGCUCCCAAGAGGUUCAGAGCCCUGACGGAUGGAGGAAUCACCCCUUCAUGAAAAUGAGCCCUUCAAUGGAUCUCUAGUUUUUUGAUCAGCUACCUAGAAUUCUUAGACAUGCCGUAUUCCGUGAAGCCAGAUGUCUGGAGAAUGAGGAGCUUAUAUCUUGAUUCCCUUAUUAUAGAAGAGGCUUUGUUGAAGCCUGGUUACGGGUGUAGAGAUAAGGGUGUUGGGAUGACCCGCUCUCCAUUUGAAACAAGGCACGGGGAACACAUCUGUUGAAAUGCCCUGUAGUUUGGCUUGAUGGUAUAUGUUUUAAUUGUGACAGGCAGUUGUUCAGAUUGUAGAAGAAGUUCAUUGGUGCAAAGAAGGGUGAAAUGCCCUUGGAAUCCUAGCUACUCCAGGGAUAAGGCCAAGAGAUAUUAGAUUCCAGGACUGCCUGGACAAUACACUGAAAGCCUGUCUUCAAACCAAACCCAAAUCUAAAUCAAAACCAAAAUGAAAGCCAAACCAAGCAAUACCCCAAAAGUUAGCUCUGAAAUGUUCUUGUGAGCACCCUAAAUUCAUCUUUAAUCUUUCUUCUUCUUCUUCUUCUUCUUCUUCUUCUUCUUCUUCUUCUUCUUCUUCUUCUUCUUCUUCUUUUUCUU